This is a messenger RNA of Scatophagus argus, 1811 nucleotides long. RefSeq names its product GRB2 related adaptor protein 2a (gene grap2a). The record is from RefSeq and is a predicted model, not a curated record. Lineage: Eukaryota; Metazoa; Chordata; Actinopteri; Scatophagidae. The transcript is spliced from 8 exons. Gene Ontology annotation, molecular function: protein binding. Bases 458 to 1327 code for a protein of 289 amino acids.
AAACACUGCAACAUGUGGAGUUUUAUUUUGAAAAUGCGGAAGGAAGUGGUAUUUUCUUCAGCGUGCGGCUGGUGCUUCGGUACUUCGAAGAAGAGAGGCGGGACUCGUUGGAUCGGAGCGGCAGAGCGGCGGCCGCGGACUGCAGAGAGCUCACAUCUCUUCCGUCAGUAGUCGAGUUCAGGCAGUGCGCAGAGCAGGACUUCAUCCUUCACUCGGACCGAGACUUUUAUGUUUUUUGUUUUUGCAGACAUUUUUGGACCUACAAAUAUGCGGCUGUGCUCACUCCGCGGCAGGAGAAGAGACCAGUCUUAGAAUAAACCCUCCACAAGUUGAACUGCGCUCCAAAGAGGAGGAAAGCUUCCCACGUCCUUCUUUCUCCCCACAGAUAAACACUUGUCCUGGACCCUGAUUGUCAUCGUUUGCGCCGUUUCUUCGCUUGCUAAACUUCUCCGUCCCGAUGGAAGCCAGAGGGAAGUACGAAUUUAACGCGUCAGCAGACGACGAGCUCAGCUUCAAAAAGGGCGACAUCCUGAAGAUUUUAAGCCCGCAGGACGAUUGGUAUAAAGCCGAGAUGAACGGACAGGAAGGAUUCGUCCCACAGAACUACAUCGAGAUGCAGGCUCCGAGGUGGUUUCAGGAGAACGCCAGUCGCAGCGCUGCAGAGGAACUCCUGAGGUGCAAGGAAGUAGGAGACUUUGUGAUCCGAGGGUGCCAGAGCUCCCCUGGAGAUUUCUCCAUCUCCGUCAAACAUGAGAGUGACGUUCAGCACUUCAAAGUGAUGAGGGACAACAAAGGCCAGUACUUCCUGUGGUCUGAGAAGUUCACCUCCCUAAACAAGCUGGUGGAGUUUUACAAGCACACGUCCAUCUCGAAGACCAGGGAGAUCUACCUCAACGACGGCAGCUUGGACAGCAGGAGCCCCUCCGUGGCCCCGUCGGUGAAGAGGGGAAGUCUGCCUGAGCAACGUAACACAACGGCAGCCGUCGCAGCUUCACCACGCAGAGCUUCAGACCAACCUCACAACCAGCUGGCUAAGAGGAUGGGUCUGGAGGAGCGAGCUCACACCAUCGGUCACACAGGAAGGAGCAGCCCAGUCAGCUCUGCUUAUGUUCCCCGUCGCACAUCUGAGACCAUGCCUCUGCCUCAGAGGGCGUCCUUGGUGCAGGUCCGGGCGCUGUACGACUUCACCGCCGAGGAGGACGACGAACUCGGGUUCUGCGCCGGGGACAUCAUCGAAGUGCUGGAUCGCUCUGACGCGUCGUGGUGGAGGGGGAGGCUUCGGGGGAGAAGCGGGCUGUUUCCUGCCAACUACACAACACAGCUGUGAGAAAGCACCCCGGGUGAUGCACACGACUGCGCCUGCACACAUCCACGGACUUGCUCUGCAGGCGCAACGGCCCCGACUUUGUGCUUUUGAGCAAGAACACUGAGCAGUCAGUGACCCGCACAUCAAGACGCCGGCGCCCUGAGGACUGAGGAUCCAUAAUACUCAGAUACCUGCUGCCACUCAGUGUGUGGUGCUCGUUCAGGUUUUAUUGAACAUUUCUGUGUGUGUGUGUGUGUGUGUGUGUGUGUGUCACUUGUCCACAAAGAGGAGCAGAGACACAGAUGACACCCGCAUGUCCGACUGACGAAGCGACUGUGAUUCAGCUGUUUCUGCUCCUGUUCAAAGUGCAGUCGUGUUUUAUGCCGCAAAAGGUUUUGUUUGACAAAUUCAACGGAUUUUUAACAAAGUCUGAAUGCUUAAAAUAGAUGUGUAUCUCCCCAGCUGCUCACUGACCUGGAAAUAAAAUAGUUUUUUUUAUCACAGA